This is a messenger RNA of Cyprinus carpio (common carp), 2204 nucleotides long. It is a transcript of the gene lpcat1, whose product is annotated as lysophosphatidylcholine acyltransferase 1. Lineage: Eukaryota; Metazoa; Chordata; Actinopteri; Cypriniformes; Cyprinidae. The record is from RefSeq and is a predicted model, not a curated record.
UUAUACACCUCCGAUGUAAUGUGAAGAACCUGCGUUGAUCACGCAUGCGCACAGUGAAAACGCGCAAGAUGUGGAUCGCUCGGUAAAGCGGACAGCGUCAAAAGCAAAGCCAAACACCGCUAGCUCAAACCCGACUGGAAGCGCAUUAUGAGGUUCCCUAACAGAAGACUCCACACGGCGGUGGAUGGAGAAGAAGACGCGGGCGUUUCUGCACACUUCAGAAAUCCUUUCGUGCACGAGUUGAGAUUUACUCCUCUGCAGAAACUCAAGAUAGCAGUGAUGACCGUGACGCUUUUCCCUGUUCGUCUGCUCUUUGCUGCAUUCAUGAUGUUGCUGGCCUGGCCCUUUGCAUUCGUGGCUACUGUUGGCCGUUCUGAGGAUGCAGUUGAACCUCUAUCCUGGUGGAGGUGGCUGGUAGAUCUGGUCCUGAAGGUCAUCAUGAGAGCCAUGUGGUUUUCUGGAGGGUUUCACUGGGUCCGUGUGAAGGGCCGGCCUGCACUGCCUAGUGAAGCACCAAUCCUCACAAUGGCCCCUCACUCAUCUUACUUUGACGCCAUCCCUGUCACAAUGACGAUGGCUUCUAUAGUGAUGAAGGCUGAGAGUAAAGAUAUUCCAGUCUGGGGCACUCUUAUCAAAUUCAUCCGGCCCGUGUUUGUGUCCCGCUCGGAUCAGGACUCUCGGAGGAAGACCGUCGAGGAGAUCAAACGCAGAGCUUCUUCUAAUGGCGAAUGGCCUCAGAUCAUGAUAUUCCCGGAGGGCACGUGCACCAAUAGAUCCUGUCUCAUCGCAUUUAAGCCCGGUGCGUUUAUCCCUGGAGUUCCCGUGCAGCCUGUGCUGUUGCGGUAUCCUAAUGAGAUGGAUACAAUCUCAUGGACGUGGCAAGGGCCUGGAGCGUUUAAGAUUCUAUGGCUCACAUUAUGUCAGCUACAUAACUCUGUUGAAAUAGAGUAUCUUCCUACAUACACCCCUUCAGAGGAGGAGAAGAAGGAUCCAGCCCUGUUUGCCAACAAUGUGAGACGUAUCAUGGCCAAGGCCCUUGGGUCGCGCAUUAUUGAUUACUCCUUUGAGGACUGCCAGCUUGCUAUGGGCAAAGGGCCUCUGCGAUUGCCCAAACACACCUGCUUGCUGGAGUUUGCCAGACUGGUACGAUGUUUAGGGCUGAAGACGGGAGUCACUGAUGAAGUCCUGCACGAGGAAGCCUCUAGGGCCCGUAAACUGUGUGGAAAUAGACUAGACAUGGAGGGAUUUUCUCAGUACCUCAACCAACCCAUGACAGAAGCAGUACAAGACGUCUUCUCACUUUUUGAGGAGCAGGGCAAGAUGGAUGUGAGAGAAUAUGUCAUCGCCCUGUCUGUGGUCUGUAGACCUUUCAGAUAUCUGGAGACCAUUUAACUGGCAUUCAGGAUGUUUGAAGCACAGGAGGAUGGAGCAGUUGUAGAAGAUGACUUGGCCGUCAUUCUGAAAACUGCUCUGGGGAUUGGAGAUUUUGCUGUUUGCGACCUUUUCAGGGCCAUAGAUUGUCAAGACAAAGGAAAGAUCACAUUUGAUGAUUUUUGCCGGUUUCUGGAGAGCUGUCCUGAUUUCGUGGCGCAGUACCACUGUCUCAGUGAGCCGAUCCCUCAACCCUCCAGAGAAUCCACAUCACCCUCAGAGUCUCAGCCUUCAACUAAUGGCUUCUGUGCUGACUUCAGCCCUCCAGAUCACAGCACUCGCAGCACUGCACACAGCAAGAAACAGAACUAAAAGCAGCUUUUACUAUCACAGCCUGUCACCCUCGGUGUGUGAGGGUGUUUGUGUGUGCACGUGUGAACGUCUGUGUGCAGGAGAGGUGAUGACAGACCAUAUCUUUAAGUUGAAUUGGGAUUUGCAUCUGUGUACAUUACCCCAGGGAUUCUUCCAGAGUUCUGUUCAAAAUCCUUCAGUUAUUUAUUUGUUUAUGCCCCCGAAGAGCCUGUCUUAUGAAUGGAAACAAAAGUGACUACAUUUUUUAGAUUUUAAUGGUUUUCUAUAUAAAGUGCUGUUUGCUUUAUAAGAUGAGCGUGUGGUUUUAAUAUACGCAAAAAAAAAAAAAACUUUUUUGCUGAAAGUCUAUGCUGAUGUUCUUCAGGGUGAGAUGCAAUAUUAGCGAUGAUGCGGUAUUACAACAUGUACCACAUGCAUAACAAAUAAAUUAGUAUAAAGAAGAUUUGAGUGAAACUGUAAAA